ACCGGCUACCCAGCAACCUGAACGUGUGAAGAGGCACUUACUGUACAAUUACACGCAAACACUUAAAGCAUUUGUUACGAUUUUCCCGGUAAAUAGUCGAGUUAUGAGUACCUAACAAUUUGUAAGGUAAUACUAUAAGUAAUUGUAUAUAACAGUUAACAUAAAGCGCAGUAUGUGAUGCCCCCAUUGACCUCAUAUGUGUAUAUAAGAGGGUCCUUUUUACUGCCACUUACAUAGUUCUACUAGUACUGACACCAUGAACACUUUUACUUUCUUCGGUCUGCUGGUCUGCGCCAUUUUGGCAAUGGUGGGCGCUGCACCUGGACAAAAUGCGCCUGAACCAAUACCGGUUGUAGCAGCUGAUGGCAUUCCCAUAGACGAUGUGCUGGAAGGGGCAGAAUCAAGAGGCUACGGCUACAAUAACGGCGGCCAUGGACACCAUGACCACCAUCACCAUCACCACCACGGUCAUUAUGGACAUGGACAUGGACAUUAGGAUCGAUCACAAACAACACUGAUGCCCAAAUCAAUAUUGAUGCUUUAAUUUCCUUUUUUUCUCUCUUGCAUUUGUGUAUUUUUAUAAUUU
This is a messenger RNA of Spodoptera littoralis (African cotton leafworm), 586 nucleotides long. The record is from the annotation of a GenBank genome assembly. Lineage: Eukaryota; Metazoa; Arthropoda; Insecta; Lepidoptera; Noctuidae.